AUGAUAUUCCAAUCGAGACCAAACAACAUUGUUUACUGGAGUUCCAAAGUUUUCAAUGAAAAAUUGACGGAUAAACUGGAAAGUAUCACUAAAUUAUUCGACGAUCCAUCCGUUCUCAACCCAUUCGAAUUUGUUAAUGGAGCGCUUUCAAAUCGUUACGGACCAGAACAGCAGUAUUUCUUUUUGGAUUUUGCAAUAUUGAAGAAUCAUGACGAAAAUCACGCGAACAUUCCGUGCAACAAGUCGUUCAACUGGGAUCGAAAGUGUUCCAGAAUUGUAUUAUCGUCGUUUUACAAUCAAAAUACUGUGAUGGAUGCCUUCUAUCUAUUCUGA
Messenger RNA from Caenorhabditis remanei, 333 nucleotides. RefSeq lists its product as uncharacterized. The coding region runs from base 1 to 333 and encodes 110 amino acids. The record is from RefSeq and is a predicted model, not a curated record. The transcript has a single exon. NCBI's taxonomy places the organism in Eukaryota, Metazoa, Nematoda, Chromadorea, Rhabditida, Rhabditidae.